Molecule: messenger RNA, 651 nt
Organism: Cydia splendana
Lineage: Eukaryota; Metazoa; Arthropoda; Insecta; Lepidoptera; Tortricidae
Product: histidine-rich glycoprotein-like
Exons: 3
Coding region: 1-651 (216 amino acids)
Cellular component (GO): extracellular matrix
Source: RefSeq, a predicted model, not a curated record
AUGAUUUCUAAGGUUAUAUUUAUAGCUGCAAUUUUUACUGUGGCAGCAGCACAACACUGGCAUGAGCAUAAAAUUGCGCAUUCAUCCCAACAUAUCUCGCGCCACGAUGGCCCUGCUGUAAAGGUAACGAUACACGCCCAUAAACAUGAACAUGGACAUGAUCACUGGCACGAGCAGAAACAUGAAGAGCACGGACAUAAGCACUGGCAUGAACAAGUCCAUGAGCAUAAGCAUGAGCAUAGCCAUGAGCAUAAGCACUGGCAUGAACUGAAACAUGAGCAUAGCCACGAAGAUAGCCAUGAGCACGAGCAUAAACAUGAGCAUGAACACGAGCAAAGCCAUGAGCAUAAAAAUGAGCACAAGCACGAGCACAAACAUGAACCAGCGCACUCCUCGCAGCACAUUUCUAAGCACGAUGGACACGCGGAGGUAGUUACUAUCAAGGAUCAUCAUGGGCACGAAAAACACGUCGAUUACUACACACGCCCCAAGUACGAGUUUAAGUACGAGGUGGAGGACAAGCACACGGGCGACCACAAGACGCAGCACGAGCACCGCGACGGCGACGUCGUCAAGGGCUUCUACAGCCUGCACGAGCCCGACGGCUCCGUCAGGGACGUGCACUACCAUAGUGACAAAAAGACUGGGUGA